UUUUACGUUGCAUGUGCCAAGUAUUUCAUAUCACUUACUACCUGGGAAAUGGAUGGUAAAAAAUCACAUCAGAAGGGCUGUAGUGAUAUUACCUAUCGUAAAUACAAUUGCCAAAGAUAUACACGAGACAAUCCCGAGUCCUCUCUCGUUACUCAUGAACAUCGUGGUUGACUCUAGAAUUUACCAAUGCUGGAAGUGGGGUGAAGGCAAUGAAAACGAAUUCAUCAAUGAAUAUGCAGAACAAAACACGAGUAUUAACUGUAGUUUCGAUUUUAUUAAUAAGCCUGUACGUGGGAGUUUACAAUACAUUCAGUACAAAGCUCGUCGUAACUUAUCCAAAAAUGAAUGCAGUAUUACAGUCUAUAGUUGCUCUAAGAAACGAAGGAAACAAUGAAGGCAACCAUACAUUUUUAAACCAAAUGCUGUUAGAUGAAUUAACCAAAGGCUAUUGGAAGCCCAAAUACGUCACUGAUGAAUAUAAGAAAUAUGUAAUUGACAGAGUAAAACGCGCAAGAGACUUUAAUAACAUGGAAUAUAGUAAUGAUACCAAAUGUAGUCAUGAAACUGGCAGUUACAGAACACUGUGUAAUUCGGUAGACAAAAAGGCGUGUUGCAAGGAAAACACAUGUCAGGAUAUCCCAGUCGCAAACUGCACGUGUCCAACUUGUUUUGACGAGAGACCACGGAUACAUCCGGAAUUCUACGAUUGGACACCAUAUCGUGCUCAUAUGCGCAAGAAUAUAUCUGGUAAAGAUAUAUGCACUGGUCUCCGAUAUUUGAAUGUGUCGUCAAUGAUUAUAUUAGGAGAUUCGUUGAUCAGAAAUUUUUAUCACAAUUUCCGGAGACGAGUGGCUAACGAAACUAAAGCAGAAGACACGCAGGGUUGUCGCUCAGAUGAUCAUGUUAAAGAUUGGAGAGACGACGCCUGUAAGAAUAGGACCAAUGUAGGGAGCUCUGUACAAAUUUGCAAUCAAAUCAAGUUCUUGUUCAAGAGUCAAAUUCAUGUAGAACUAGGUUCUACAAAAGAUGCAAUGCAAACUGCUUUGAAAGAAAUGAAGAAGGACACUCUAGGUCAAAUGCUGGUGCUAACAGACAUUGGUCUGUGGACUGAUCUGAACACACAAAUAGUAUCAGUCUACCUUGACCAACUGCUACAAGAGACCAACGCUUUGGGUGAAACACACAUAAUCUAUAUGACUCCUUAUAUCCCUGGAAUACGGAAAUCACCGAGGUGGACGGGGCAAACCAAAGAGAAAUCAAUAGAAUUUGCUAAAUACUUUCGUACAUUUACUAAAGAAAGGAAAAUAUCAUUUCUUGAUCCAACUGAAUUGGUGAAGAAUCUUGUAUCUUGGGAUGGCACACAUUAUACGUUUGGAUUGGAUGAUGCAUUGAUUGAUAUUAUAGCAGCCUACAUCAUAAGAGACCUGUGAUCACUGAAAAAAUCAUAUUUAAUGAAAUACAUGUAUGUAACCCAUGUAAUGAUGGCAAUAUUUCUAGCAAUCAUGGACUUUGAAGAGUCUCUUGAACAUGUAGAAGGCCCAUGCAGCAAUCUUAUGGGCUGUGACUGUAUUUCCAGUUAGGCGUUGAAAGAACUUUGAAAUUCUAGGUUUUGAAAAAAGUGACAUGUACAAUUGUAAUUUAGCAUAAAUACACUAAUAAGUUGGUUUGAGUUUUGAAAAAUUUAAAAUUUAAAAUGGAUGUCAUAUGCCUAAAAACUUGAUGAGCAUCUCUUAAAAUGGGCAUAACCUGCAGGUAAGAAUUUCAUACAAGACUUCUGAACAAAACAAAACUCAAAAUGGCCACUUUUUACCCAGCAUUCUGAAACACAAUUGAUCAAAUACAUGACUUUAAUAUUCUCCAUUCAUUAAAACCACUUAAUUUAUUUGAAAAAGAUCAACAAAAUACAAAUAAUAUAUAA
Messenger RNA from Owenia fusiformis, 1918 nucleotides. NCBI's taxonomy places the organism in Eukaryota, Metazoa, Annelida, Polychaeta, Sabellida, Oweniidae. The record is from the annotation of a GenBank genome assembly.